Durusdinium trenchii is the source of this 1889-nucleotide messenger RNA. NCBI's taxonomy places the organism in Eukaryota, Dinophyceae, Suessiales, Symbiodiniaceae. The record is from the annotation of a GenBank genome assembly.
CUUACGAUCUUUGAAGGAGUCAUCAUUUCAGCCAAAGCCAUGGCCAAAGCCAUGCUGCGCCUGUUUGGGCGACCCACGAGCUCCAACACUCAGAAGGUGCUUUGGACACUUGCUGAGCUGUCAUCAAGGACGUCGUUCGAGCUGGUGCUGGCCAGUGCUCGGCUGGGCCCAGACUCCGAUCUACUUUGCGAGGGCACUGGUGCGAAGCCCUACGGCGUCGUGGAUUCCGAUGAAUACGUCGAGCUGUGCCCAACCCGUUUGGUGCCUUGUUUAGUGGAUGGUUCCUUGUCUGUCUGGGAAUCUCACUCCAUCGUGCGCUACUUAGCACAGAAGUAUGGGCCCGACCUCCACUUGGGCUCAAUUGAGGGGAUGGCACAAUGCUCACCCUGGAUGGAUUGGUUGCUCUUCCAGAACUUCCAUGAAUGCAAUCAUGACUUCAUCGACCAGAUUGCUCGCACUCCCCCGCCCGAGAGAAAGCUCGAGCUGAUGGCCAGGAGCUACGAAGGCUAUGUCAAACGCCUACAGAAGGUGGAAGAACAAGUCGCUCGGACUGGUGCCUUCAUCACCGGCUCCAGCUUCUCCAUCGCUGACAUCGUCAUUGGGGCUGAGAUUUCUCGCUUCAGCUGCGGCAUGCAUCGUUGGGCAAUGGGGCCUCAAGAGCUUCCGAGUCUUGUCGAGCUACCACACCUUUGCAAAUACUUCAGGUGGUGUGGGGGAUGCGGCUCAGGAGGCUGAUGGCGAUCCAGGCUUUUUGGAUGGUCAUGUCUUGGCACGGGACGUUCACUUUCAGAAAUACCUCGCUGUGAAAGGAUUCGGUAGCAACGUCACUAUCUGGUUUGGACAUGUUUGGACGCCGUGAGGAACAAACGUUGCGCCUCUCAAGUGCAACCAAGUCAAGAGUCACCUCCUUUUUCCCUUUGAAAUUGUACUGCUGGCUGCGAUGCUUUCCACCUCAGGCGAAGCUUAAUGCAGACUCUUGAUCAAUGCUUUACAAUUUACAAUCCAAAUAGGGUGGCUUUGUAAGUCAGAAGUCAACAUUACAGUCCUGUUCUGGUUGCGCAGAAUGUUAUACUUUGGGGCGUGGACCUGGAAGCACAAGCUGAGCUUUCACCCCAGCCUCCCCAACAUGCAUUGCAGCUUUCUUCGUGGCAGGAGACUUCAAGAGAGGCAGCUUGGCUUGUUUUCACUGAUUAAGUCUUGUGGACUUGGUGAAGGAAUUGGGUACCCAGCCCCAACCCCCGCCAGUGGUCGGCCAUUUGGCCACUGGUGUUGGGCAAGACGAGCGUGAAGGCGAAGGACGAGGGGCUGAGACCGGUUUGGGCGUCCGUUGGCCGGCGAAGCAGUUUGGGUCGAGUGUUGGCUUUGGAUGGCUGGAAUGGUUGGUUCAUGAGCUUAGAAGGAGAACCGUCCUGGACAUCUUGGAAGGAGUCAGCCCAGUACAACCAUUUCAAGCUGGAGCCUCCAAGGAAAGCUUUCCAUGAAGGCUGCUUGCAGCAUGAGAGACAACAUCAGAAGCUGGAGCCCCUGGCCACUGGAGAGAUGCAAGAGCUGCUCCCCAAGUGAGGAGAGAACAAGUAGCAGCCGAAGCGUGGCCGGAGACCUGUGGCUUUGUCGACAUGGGAAGUCUCCCCAAGAAUUUGUAUUUCCCUUUUGCGAGGGGCCUUUCGAGCCUCUGACAGAUAUUGUCCCUCGGGUAGGAUGUAGGAUUUAGGAACCUGUUGGGAUGCUCCAGAAAUGGGAGGCCCUUUAAUUGAUUUGCACCAGACCUGACCUGCUCCAUGAUACGAGCUAGUCAUGUUGCACGUUUAACGUCAGCAGCCUCAGCCAAGCAGCUUGAGACUUUAAAAAGUCCGCAUUCUAUGCGUGCGCACAAAGCCCGCAACUGGUGC